UCGUCGCUCCCGCACGAGAUCCUCCUCCACAUCCUGCGCCUCCUCCCGCCGCCCUCGCUCGCGCCCGCACUGCGCGUCUGCAAGGCCUGGUGCCAGUGCGGCGUCGAGCUCCUGUGGCACAAGUUGUCGUUCACGUCGGUCGCGGCCCUGUACAAGAUGCUCCAGGUCCUGUCGCUCCCCGAGCAGACGUUCCCGUACCCGGACUUUGUCCGCCGCAUCAACUUUCACCCGCUCGCGAGCGAGAUGUCGGACCGCGUCGUCGCCAAGCUGUUGCCGUGCACGCGCCUCGAGCGCAUCACGCUCACGAGCUGCAAGAGCCUGUCGAGCGCCGCCAUGUGCGCCCUCCUCGUCCAGAGCCACCGCCUCGUCGCCCUCGACCUUACCGACGUCCCCAACGUCGACGACGACGUCCUCGUCGCCCUCGCCGCCAACUGCCCAAAGGUCCAAGGCCUCAACCUGUCGGGCUGUUCGAGGAUCACGGACCGCGGCCUCGAGGCCAUCGCGCUCGGGUGCCCUCUCCUGCGACGCAUCAAGCUCCGCAAGUGCGACCUCCUGACGGACGUCCCGAUCGUCCUCCUGUCGAUCCACUGCCCGCUCCUCCUCGAGGUCGACCUCGCCUUCUGCAACUCGAUCACGUCGCUCGCCGUCAUGCAGCUCCUGCGCACGUCGCACGCCCUGCGCGAGGCCGUCGCCGCGCUCGUCCCCUCGUCCACCUCCUCGACCCUCCUCACCUCGUCCGGCGCCCUCAUCGCGCGCCCGACCCCGUUGCGCUCGCCGCCCGCCGUGCGCCCGUACGACCACCUGCGGUACCUCGACGUGACGGCGUGCGGCCACCUGACGGACCAGGCCGUCGCCGGCAUCGUCAAGUACUGCCCGCGCCUGCGCAACCUCAUGCUCGCCAAAUGCACCAGGUUGACCGACGACAGCCUGUUGGCCAUCUGCGGGCUCGGCAAGCACUUGCACUACCUCCACCUCGGCCACGUCAGCAGCGUCACGGACACCGCCGUCACGGCCAUCGCUCGCGCGUGCACUCGCCUGCGGUACAUCGACCUCGCGUAUUGCCGCAACUUGACCGACGCGUCCGUGUUCGAGCUCGCGGCCAACCUCCCGAGGCUCAAGCGCAUCGGCCUCGUCCGGGUCGUCAGCAUCACGGACGAGUCGCUGCACGCGCUCCAGGCGCGCACCUCGCUCGAGCGCAUCCACCUGUCGUACUGCGACAACCUGACGGUGUCGGCCGUCAACGACCUCCUGCAGCACCUGCCGCGCGUCACGCACCUGUCGCUCACGGGCGUGUCGUCGUUCCGCAAGCGCAGCCUGCAGCAGUUUUGCCGCGCGCCGCCAAAGGACUUUAACGACCACCAGCGCCGCUCGUUCUGCGUCUUUAGCGGCCGCGGCGUGCACGACUUGCGCAAGUUCCUGCGCCAACUCGGGCCAGACGACCUGGCGGCG
Molecule: messenger RNA, 1449 nt
Organism: Rhodotorula graminis WP1
Lineage: Eukaryota; Fungi; Basidiomycota; Microbotryomycetes; Sporidiobolales; Sporidiobolaceae
Exons: 6
Biological process (GO): SCF-dependent proteasomal ubiquitin-dependent protein catabolic process
Cellular component (GO): SCF ubiquitin ligase complex
Molecular function (GO): protein binding
Source: RefSeq, a predicted model, not a curated record